AGCGCGAGACUCUUCCUCUUUCUCCUCCUCCUCUUCACCUCCACGUCCUCCUCCCGGUGCACGGAGGGAUGCAAAGCUCCUCAUCACCAUCUCCAUCAUCACCACCAACAUCUUCAUCAUCAUCAUCUCCGGCAGCGGAGGGAGAAAGGAGCUCCGUAGGCGGAAAAAGUUGAGGAGUUCCCGGUGUAUUACCGGAGCACCGGAGGGGCCCCGUGCCCACUGCAGUCCCGGGAUUAUCCGCCGCGCACGGUGCUUUCUACUUUGGACUCUAGCCGGUGGAUUUACAUGUGGAUCAGACCGGAUCUCUGACGGCCACGGAUCUCUUUGCCCAGCCGGUCCCGGUACCGACACGUGAUCAUAACGAAUAUUUUUUUUCAACAAAAAAAAUAAAUAAGAAAAAAAUGUUUUACCGGAUUUCUGACGUUUGACAACAAACUCCACAACGUGUGUUUGUUGUUACAAAUUUAACGGAUUAUUUACCGGCAGUGUGACGGGUCACCGGGCAGUCCCGUGUCCCUGACCGCGCAGGUGUCACGCAGGUGCGGCGGAAGGAGCCGACCGGCCGCCGGUAGAAACGGAUCCGCGGCUCUCCGCGAGCGGAAGUUACCGGAUUGAUUGUUGGAUAUUUGAUGGAUUUCUUCCCGUUUUCUCUCCGGUUCACAUGGCGUUCAUCUUGUUUAUUUAAAUCAUCCAUCAGCCUCGUGACGGAGCUCCGUGAGAUCGGUAGGAGAACCGGGACCGUAAAUCCUCCCCGGUGGAACUGCCCCGCAUGCGGGCUGUAAAUCAUCCACUUAACCCCCCUCGGGAGAGAGAGAGAGAGGGAGAGAGACACCGAGACCCAGGGAGAGAGUUAUGAGCGUUAUGAAGCAUCUUCAUCAGGAAACACCAACAGACAGAUAGCGUUAGAGCUAUUCCGGUUUAAUUUAUAUUCCGGUUUAAACACUAUAUUCCGGUUUAACUCUAUAUUCCGGUUAAACUCAUAUUCUGGUUUAAACUCAUAUUCUGGUUUAAACUCAUAUUCCAGUUUAAACUCAUAUUCCAGUUUAAACUCAUAUUCUGGUUUAAACUCAUAUUCCAGUUUAACUAAUAUUCCAGAUUAAACUCAUAUUCCAUUUUUUUUCCUGCAAAAAUAUCGUGAAAAAUCACCUUCACAGGAUUUUGUAUUACUGUAUCAUUUAUAACAUAAUAUACUAUUUCUAAUAAAUGUCAACGCUUAUCAACCAAUAGGAGAGCGCGUGGCGAGGCCAGACUUACUCAGUCAAUUUCCUGAUAUUAAUAAUUAUUAAUAUAAACAUAGGACCACAUUGAACCUGGUUCUGAUGUGAAAAUACAGGAUAACCUGCGAUGUAAAAUGUAAUCAUAAUAACCUGAAAGCAUCCGCGGCUCCCAGAGCCGACCGGAAUGUUCCGCCGGGCACUUUUCACCGAGAUAAUAAUCCGAUAAUCGUGCGAUGGGGAUUUAUUUACGCUCGGCUGCAGUUUCUGGAAGAGCGUUUUAACUCCCAGAGAAAUGAACUUUAAUGGCAGCCGGGAGACGAGAACCGGCGGCUUAGAACCCUACGGCGCCCAUCAGCGGGAGAGCCGGCACAUCUUCAUCGGCUCCUCCUCUUCCUCCUACACGAGGGACUCCAGACAUGCAGCAUUGAUUUUAUGAUUUCAUUUUUCUUCCCCACAAAAUCCCCGGAGCAGACGAGCGCCGCCUCACGAUGUGAAAGGUGUCGUCGCUGAUCUGAGGUCAGAUUUGAGAGCUGGACUCGAGCCGGGAAUCGAACCCGCGCAUGUUUUUCUGACCCUGAACCUCGUCACAAUGGGACUAAACGACAGCAGCCCGGGCGCCAUUCGCAACGGCCGGGCGCUGUCGGACCAGUGGGCGGAGUCGGUGGUGGUCCGGCCUCGAACCACCGAGCGCCACAUCACGGUGCACAAGCGCCUGGUGCUGGCCUUCGCCGUGUCCAUCCUCACCCUCAUCAUCGUCACGGUGGUGGCCGUGGUGCUCAGCGUCCGCUUCGAGGAGUGCGGCGGCGGGCGGGACCGCGACGGGGCCGCUGCCGCGGGGGAGGCGGGGCCGCGGGGGGAGGCGGGGCCGCGGGGGGCGGCGAAGUCCAACGGGAGCAAAGGGGAGCGGUCGGGCGACAGGGCCGACGAGGAGGCGGCGCAGCCGUGGAGGAACUCGCGGCUGCCGGGCUCCGUGAGGCCGCGGCACUACGACCUGCGGGUCGCCGUCAACAUGGACAACUUCACCUUCGCCGGAGACGUCAGCGUCGAGCUGGAGUGCGUCAACGCCACGCGGUUCAUCGUGCUGCACGCCGACCGCCUCAAGGUGGAGCGGGUGUCCGUCACGGCGGAGAGCGGCGCCGGCGGUCGCCCCGCCAACAGGCCAGGGGGCGGAGCCAUGCGCGUCCACCGCCACUUCCCUUACCCGGCCAAUCAGAUGUACGUGGUGGUGCUGCACCGCGAGCUGAAGCCCGCCAGGCUCUACCGGCUGAACGUCAGCUUCAGCGCCGCCAUCGAGGACGACCUGCUGGGCUUCUUCCGGAGCUCCUACACCGUGCAGAGGGAGAAACGGUACCUGGCGGUGACCCAGUUCAGUCCCAUCCACGCGCGGAAGGCCUUCCCGUGCUUCGACGAGCCGGCCUACAAGGCCACGUUCUCCCUGGCGCUGCGCCACGACGCGCAGUACGCCGGCCUGGCCAACAUGCCGCUGGAGAGCAGCUCGCCGCACGAGGACGGCGGCGUGACCGACCGCUUCGCGCGCACGCCGCGCAUGUCCACGUACUACGUGGCCUGGGCGGUGUGCAACUUCACCUACAGGGAGACGCAGACCGACGACGGCGUGACGGUCCGUUUGUACGCCCGGCCCGACGCCGUUGCCAGCGGCGCCGGAGACUACGCGCUGCACAUCACCAAGAGGCUGCUGGGCUUCUACCAGGACUACUUCAAGGUCCAGUACUCACUGCCCAAGCUCGACUUGUUGGCGGUGCCCAAACACCCGUACGCCGCCAUGGAGAACUGGGGGCUGAGCGUCUUCGUGGAGCAGAAGAUCCUAUUGGACGCCGAGGUGUCGUCGUCAUCCUAUCAGAUGGAGGUGACCAUGGUGGUGGUCCACGAAAUCUGCCACCAGUGGUUCGGUGACCUGGUGACCCCGGUCUGGUGGGAGGACGUCUGGCUGAAGGAGGGCUUCGCUCAUUACUUCGAGUACGUCGGGACCGACUUCCUCUUCCCCAAGUGGAACAUGGAGAAGCAACGCUUCCUGACAGACGUCCUCCACGAGGUGAUGCUAUUGGAUGGGCUAAGCUCCUCCCAUCCCAUCUCCCAGGAAGUGGAACAGGCGUCAGACAUCGACCGAGUCUUUGACUGGAUCGCCUACAAAAAAGGGGCGGCGUUGAUCCGGAUGUUGGCCAACGUGAUGGGACAGACGCUGUUCCAGAAAGGACUCAACGACUAUCUGCUGAGUCACAUGUACGGCAACGCGGCCAGAGACGACCUGUGGAGCAAACUGUCUCAGGCCAUGCGUUCAGAGGGGCGGGACAUCGACAUUGGGCAGAUGAUGGACAGGUGGACUCUACAAAUGGGCUACCCCGUCGUCACCAUCAGCAAGAACCAAUCAGAGCAGCUCGCCACUCACCACGCCACCAUCAGCCAGGAGCACUUCCUGUACGGACAGGAACUCCGGAGCAGCAACAGCUUACAGUGGCAGAUCCCGUUGACGGUUGCCAUGGGCAACGCCUCCAGUGUGAGUGCAGAGCGCCUCAUCUGGAUCCACAACCGAUCAGACCAUUCAUCCUCUGUUCGAUGGACGAUUCAUCCUCUGUUUCUCAUGUUGGGCAUUGAGAUCAACCAGACGGGGUACUACCGCGUGAACUACGACCUCCACAACUGGAAACUGCUGAUUCAACAGCUGCACAACAACCUGCAAAUCAUCUCCGUCGGGAACCGAGCCGGACUCAUCGACGACGCCUUCAACCUGGCCAGGGCCGGGUACCUCCCACAGGGCGUUCCCUUGCAGCUGAUUGGCUACCUGCCCGGGGAGCCGUCCUUCCUGCCGUGGCACUCCGCCAGCCGGGCGCUCUACCAGCUGGACAAACUGCUGGACCGCACGGACGAAUACAGCCUGUUCAGUGACUACGUGCUGAAGCAGGUCGCGUCGCGGUACCAUCAGAUGGGUUGGCCGGCCAGAGGGCCGGGCGGCGAGGGCAGCGUGCUGCAGGCGUCCUACCAGACUGAGGAGCUGCAGCGGGAGCUCAUCAUGCUAGCUUGUAGCUACGGCAACAAACAGUGUCACCGCCAGGCCGUCGCCUACAUCUCAGACUGGAUCUCCAGCAACAAGAACAGGAUUCCUCCCAACAUCAGAGACAUCGUCUACUGCACCGGGGUCAGUCUGAUGGACGAGGACGUCUGGGAGUUCAUCUGGAUGAAGUUCCACUCCACCAACGCCGUGUCAGAGAAGAGGAUCCUGCUGGAGGCUCUGACCUGCUCCGACAACAUCUUCCUCCUCAACAGGUUACUGAACCUGUCCCUGACCUCUGACCUGGUCCCCGAACAGGACGUGAUCGACGUCAUCAUCCAUGUGGGUAGAAACCCGCAGGGUCGAAACCUCGCCUGGAAGUACUUCAGGGAAAAGUGGAACAUCCUCAACGCACGCUACGGUGAAGCCUUGUUCAUGAACUCCAAGCUGAUCGGGGGAGUCACGGAGUUCCUGAACACGGAGAAGGAACUCAAUGAGUUGAAGGACUUCAUCAAGGCUAGCGGCGUGGGGGCGGGGCCUGCGUGGCCGCGGGCGCUGGAGAUCGUGGAGGGCAAUGUGCGCUGGCACCACAUCCACCGGCGGCAGUUCUUCCAGUGGCUUCGCAAACCUCUGAGCUCUGCCCUCGGCUAACGCCGGAGCGGCCGACUAACGUGAUGCUAACGUGCUAACUGCUAGCUCACGGAUGCAGUCGAAAAGAAACAAGUGAAUGAAGAAGAUUGAGAUGGACUUGACUGGUUUUUCAGCUGGUUUCUCGACUUUUCUUUUUUCUUUUAAAGGAAAAGAAAAUGUUUACAAACUCUUCAUUUUUAGAUGUAUUGUUGAUUUCUCCAACGCUGCUAGCUAGCUAGCAGUCACUGAUGCAGUAAUUGUCAGCUAGCAACUCACCUCAAAACUUCAAAACUCCAGAAUUACUAUUCCCCCGAGAUGGAAACCACAUUCAUACCUCAAGGUCAACGCCCAAACUAGGACCCUCCAGGUGACCCUCGAGAGUCCUGUUUGGACUUCUCACGCAUUGCAAAAAGUCUUCAAGGUAUUAUUUCGUUAUUAGGUUUUCUGAUGGAAAAGGUUUGCUAUACGUACGUGUGUUACAUAAAACAGGUUGUUGUUGUGUAACCGGCACCAAAGUGAGAGACAAUACAUCCCAGUUGACGUGGUUUCAUUCCAGCGACAAGAACAGAGGUCUCCUGGGUGACAUCCGUGCAGCAACUUAUCGAGCUUUGACGUUUCAAAUAGUUCAGUGGUUAUACACCAAAAAGAUAAAUACUGUGAAAUGCCGAUACACACUCCCAAACCCUUUUUUCUUAACGUUUAGUUUCCAAUAAAUUAGGCGCGCAAACACGGUCUGAUUUCUAUUUUUAAUUGGCUCAAAUGAUCUACGGUCGCUUAUUUACUUAAAAAACAACAACUUUGGUUUCAGGCAGUUUUGUGUAAACUAUAAAAUAACCAACACAUGAGGACAUAAUUAGAAUUUUAAAGGAACCUCUUCCACGACCCACUGAAGGCUAGGAGUACGAUACGCGUUGGGUUGCGACCUUUCCGUUACCGUGACGCCUCAAGUCGGAGCCUCUUGGCUUUUAUCCCAUUUCCUGACUAACCGGAGACCCAGAACCGUUUAAAUGGGACCUUCUCGCAUUAAACCAGCUGACGCGAAGAGGCCGAUUACCCAGCAGCCAGCUGCACGUCGAUCACUGAGCAGAGAUGUAAUUAACACAACAUGGACCCGGUGUCCUUUGAUCACAUCCCUCUGAGGACUCAUUAACUCGCCACCGCAUCAAAACGGCUUCGGCUUGAACAUAAAAAGCUUCUUCUUCUUUUUUUAGGUAUCAAAAACUCCAGCUGCAAUAAGAACAACACUUGUAAUACCUUGAAAAAUACUUCAAGUUUGGGAUCUGAACCGCGCUUAAAAAACGGAAAGCGAAGACGUGAUCAAGGCCCACGGAAGGUUCUCACGUGAGACUCAAUCGGUCAAUAAUCAGACAUUUCAGUGAGAUCGACAGACUCAGAAUCUACAUCUUUGACGCCCUGAACCGGACCGGACCGGUGAUUAAACAUGUUCCGGUCCCUCGUUGGUCUUCUGUGCCAACUGUAAAGUUUUUUAAGGUUUUCACUUUGUGUGACGUGAAGAGACCAACAAUAAAUUCACAUUACAUUGAGACUAUUGUAUAACUAGUCCUAGUUGAAACUUAAAUUACGGGAAGUGAUAACACUAAAAAGCACUUAUUUUACACAAAUAAUAAUUCACAUUACAUUGAGACAAUUGUAUAACUCGUCCUCCUUGUAGUUACUUAAAUUAUAGGAAAUAAUAACACUAAAAAAACACUUGUUGUAUGAGGUUAAAUGGCAGAAAGUAAGGGUUUGACUCAGCUCUGAUUAUUAUAAAUAGUUAUUUAGCGAUCGUGAAAAACCCGACAGCGACUCCCAGGAUGCCGAUGGGCGAGGAAGUCAGAGAGUCGGGGGUCCUAAUAAAACCGAAAGCCACGAUCACAACCGCCUGGACAUUAGGACUUUGACCAAAUGAACUCUGAUGAGUUUCAUGAAGCACAAACACCUGGAGGUUGGAGGACGUCGACAACAAAGAGACAACAGAGACGAGGACAUUUAGUUUUUAGCUUUCAAACCGUCCCUUUUUUGUUUGUUUUUCGCAGACGAACGAAAACCUACGAGAGCCCGUUAUGAGUAAAAGAAAAAAAUAAGAUCUGAAUUUCGACUUUGUAUCCCAUAAUUAUCACUUUGGAUCACAUAAUUAUCACUUUGGAUCCAGUAAUUCUAAAUUAUGACUUUGUAUCCCAUAAUUUCGACUUUAUCUCAUAAUUAUGACUUUGUAUCUCAUUAUUUUGAAUUUGUAUCAAAUAAUUUGUACUUUGUAUCUCAUAGUUAUUACUUUAUAUAUUAUAAGUAAUACUUUAUAUCCCAUAAUCUUUACUUUGAAUCUCAUAAUUUUGACUUUGCAUUUCAUAAUUUUGACUUUCUAUGAAAUAAUUAUUACUUCAUUUCUCGUACUUUCGACUUUCAAUCUAUUAAUUAUGACUUUGCAUCUCAGAAUAUCGACUUUCUAUCCCACAAUAAGGAUUUAACAUUCGGAUUGUUAAGUCAUAUAUUAUCACAGCAAAAUGUUGAUCUUAUUUGUUUCUUUUACUCUCAGGAAUAGACUUCCUUUAACAUCUGCUUCCUAAACAUCUGCUUCCUAAACAUCUGCUUCCCUAAACAUCUGCUUCCUUCAACAUCUGCUUCCUAAACAUCUGCUUCCCUAAACAUCUGCUUCCUUAAACAUCUGCUUCCCUAAACAUCUGCUUCCUAAACAUCUGCUUCCUAAAACAUCUGCUUCCUUAAACAUCUGCUUCCUAAAACAUCUGCUUCCCUAAACAUCUGCUUCCUAAACAUCUGCUUCCUUAAACAUCUGCGUCCUCAAACAUCUGCUUCCCUAAACAUCUGCUUCCUAAACAUCUGCUUCCUUAAACAUCUGCGUCCUCAAACAUCUGCUUCCCUAAACAUCUGCUUCCUUAAACAUCUGCUUCCCUAAACAUCUGCUUCCUCAAACAUCUGCUUCCCUAAACAUCUGCUUCCUUAAACAUCUGCUUCCUCAAACAUCUGCUUCCCUAAACAUCUGCUUCCUUAAACAUCUGCUUCGGUAAACAUCUGCGUCCUCAAACAUCUGCUUCCCUAAACAUCUGCUUCCCUAAACAUCUGCUUCCUUAAACAUCUGCUUCCCUAAACAUCUGCUUCCUUAAACAUCUGCUUCCUCAAACAUCUGCUUCCCUAAACAUCUGCUUCCUUAAACAUCUGCUUCCUCAAACAUCUGCUUCCCUAAACAUCUGCUUCCUUAAAGAUCUGCUUCUUUAAACAUCUGCUUCCCUAAACAUCUGCUUCCUUAAACAUCUGCUUCCUUAAACAUCUGCUUCCCUAAAAAUCUGCUUCCUUACACAUCUGCUUCCUCAAACAUCUGCAUCCAGCCGAGUGUCUCGAUAUGCAGACGAUGUGCUGUUUUCUGAUGACACUGUUCAUAAAGUUCAUCACGGGGCGAUCUGGACAUCAAGGAUGGACUUCUUUUAUUUUGAAGGACGGAUUCUGCCGAGCCGUCGGCGCUGUCGGAUUUUUGGAUUUUAGCGAGACGGAUUCUUCAAGUUCUGUGAUGAGGAUUUAUCACCAGGUGGUAAAUCCUGACUUCUGUGGAGCAGCGAGCGGUUAUAUAGAUUAUGAGGUGAUUUACAGACUUCCUGACUGAUACCUGAAGGCGUCUUCAGAGGAUCCUUCAGGAUUCAAAGAGUCGGAUGUUACAGCGCCGUGACCUUUGACCCUCAGAGUCUGGGAAAUAACGAGAACACCUGAGACUAAAAGCACCGGAAUAAAACCUCUUUUCAUUUGUAUUUUUUUUUCUCCCCAAAGUUAAAGAAAAAUCUUUGGGAGCGUAACCUUUAAGUAUUUUGAAGAAGAAGAAGUAGAAGAAGAAGAAAAGGACUGAAAUGAAUAAAACCCUCUGAUCUGAAGCGUGCUGCGUUCAGACUCCGUUCUGACGUUAUUCCCCUUUCCUUCGAUCCGGCUUUGGUGUUAAUAAUUGAGCCAUAUAUGAAUUAAUGGGCCUGCCUGCUUCUAUAAACUGUCCAGUGAUGUGUGUGUGUGUGUGUGUGAUGAAGAUGAAGAUGAUGAUGACGGUAAUAACUGCUGUGCCAGUCAAGAUGAUUCAAGUCAUGAUAAUUAAAGUUAUCAUGAUUACGAUCGGGCCUGAAGGCGACGGCGGUGGAUCUAAUUGUUUAUGAUGUGAAAAUGCUAAUUAGCAUUAUUAUAAUUAUUAUGCUAACCAUCCUGUGAACUUUGACCUUUUGUUUUUCCUCUCAGCGGAAUUUUUGGUUUUCCAGAUAUGAAAAACACGUGAAAUAAACUGUAAAACAAAUAUGGUAUUAAAAAAAUGUGAUUAAAGAUGGA
Messenger RNA from Pseudoliparis swirei, 9165 nucleotides. RefSeq names its product thyrotropin-releasing hormone-degrading ectoenzyme-like. The transcript is spliced from 20 exons. Gene Ontology annotation, molecular function: metalloaminopeptidase activity; zinc ion binding; peptide binding. Gene Ontology annotation, biological process: peptide catabolic process; proteolysis. The coding region runs from base 1807 to 4875 and encodes 1022 amino acids. The record is from RefSeq and is a predicted model, not a curated record. Gene Ontology annotation, cellular component: cytoplasm. Lineage: Eukaryota; Metazoa; Chordata; Actinopteri; Perciformes; Liparidae.